ACAAACAACUUUCUUUCUUGCUAAACUUGCUACAUUUCUCCAUGUUGCAUCUCUUACAGCUUGAUUCGGCCCUCCUGCGAUGCAUUCACUGUCCGGGGAGAUCCAGGGCUUCUCCAAAAGCCGGCUGAGGAAACAGUGCACCCGCGUCACCACGGUGACGGGCAGGAAGCUGUUGGAGAGGACCACUGAUGGCGGCACACAGGUGGAGGAGCUGGAGGACGCAAACGGAUGCGGAUUUGUGGAGGAUAAAAGUCUGGACCUUCAAGUUGGAGUGGUUCGACCCUUCUUACUGCUGGCUUCUCAGGAUGCGGCCCACGACAUGGACACCUUGCAGAGAUAUCGGGUGUCGCACGUGCUCAACGUGGCCUACGGAGUGGCCAACGCCUUCCCCGAUCGGCUGAUCUACAAGACCGUCCAGAUCCUGGACCUCCCGGAAACCGACAUCACUUCAUACGUCAACGAGUGCGGCUCCUUUAUCGAGCGGGCCCGGGAACAGGAUGGCGUGGUCCUGGUUCACUGCAACGCCGGCGUGUCGCGCUCCUCCUCCAUCGUCACGGCCUACUUGAUGUGGCGAGAAGGGCUUGCGUUCCACGAGGCCUUCCGCCAGGUCAAGCUGGCCAGGCCUUCCAGUCGACCCAACUCGGGAUUCUACCGCCAGUUGCAGAACUAUAGACCAUGAGCCCCCGCCCUGUGUUCACUUUCCAUUCCCCCCCCCCUCAGGGUGUGUGUGUGUUU
Messenger RNA from Hippocampus zosterae (dwarf seahorse), 735 nucleotides. Its product is annotated as dual specificity protein phosphatase 19-like. Gene Ontology annotation, biological process: regulation of MAP kinase activity; protein dephosphorylation. The record is from RefSeq and is a predicted model, not a curated record. NCBI's taxonomy places the organism in Eukaryota, Metazoa, Chordata, Actinopteri, Syngnathiformes, Syngnathidae. Gene Ontology annotation, cellular component: cytoplasm. The coding region runs from base 80 to 679 and encodes 199 amino acids. The transcript has 4 exons. Gene Ontology annotation, molecular function: JUN kinase phosphatase activity.